UCCUUCCUUCACGUCUUAUUAAGAACAAAGACACGAUCCCAAGAGAAGUCUCGCUGUGUUCCUGGUUUUGUGUUCGAUAUGUCGCUGCUUUCUGAUCUUGUCAACAUGAACCUCUCCGACUCGACGGAGAAGGUCAUUGCAGAAUACAUAUGGGUUGGUGGAUCUGGAUUGGAUAUGAGAAGUAAAGCAAGGACGCUUUCUGGACCAGUUAGUGAUCCCAGCAAGCUUCCUAAAUGGAACUAUGAUGGUUCAAGCACAGGUCAGGCUCCCGGUGAAGAUAGUGAAGUUAUCUUAUAUCCUCAGGCCAUCUUCAGGGACCCAUUUAGAAGAGGCAACAAUAUUCUUGUCAUGUGUGAUACUUACACUCCUUCUGGUGAGCCAAUUCCCACCAACAAGAGAUGCAAUGCUGCAAAGAUAUUCAACCAUCCUGAUGUUCUUGCUGAAGAACUCUGGUUUGGUAUAGAGCAAGAGUACACGCUUUUGCAAAAAGAUGUUAAAUGGCCUGUUGGGUGGCCUGUAGGAGGUUUCCCUGGUCCACAGGGACCAUACUACUGCGGUGUUGGUGCUGACAAAGCAUGGGGGCGAGACAUUGUUGAUUCUCAUUACAAAGCAUGCCUUUAUGCAGGCAUCAACAUCAGUGGAAUCAAUGGAGAAGUGAUGCCAGGACAGUGGGAAUUUCAAGUUGGCCCAUCUGUUGGCAUCUCUGCUGGGGAUGAACUGUGGAUUGCUCGUUACAUUCUGGAGAGGAUUACAGAAAUUGCUGGCGUUGUACUCUCCUUUGAUCCCAAGCCCAUCCAGGGUGACUGGAAUGGAGCUGGUGCUCACACAAACUACAGCACCAAAUCCAUGAGAAGUGAAGGAGGGUAUGAGGUCAUCAAAAAGGCAAUUGAAAAGCUUGGGCUCAGGCACAAGGAACAUAUUUCUGCCUAUGGAGAAGGCAAUGAACGCCGUCUCACUGGACGCCAUGAAACAGCUGAUAUCAAUACCUUUGUUUGGGGUGUUGCAAACCGUGGGGCUUCCAUUCGAGUGGGCAGAGACACAGAGAGAGCUGGCAAGGGUUAUUUCGAAGAUAGGAGGCCUGCUUCCAACAUGGAUCCUUAUGUGGUUACUUCCAUGAUUGCAGAGACUACCAUUCUGUGGAAACCAUGAGAAACACAAAAAGGCCCAUCUUCUGGUUGGUGUUCAUUGUGGGACCUUGUCAUGUUUUACUUCUGGUUUUGAGGUCGACGGUUGAAUGUACUAAUUGCUUCCUGCCUUUUGAUUUUGCCUCUUGUGUAGUUUGUUUGAUAACAGCAAAAUAAUAUCAUCAUUCAUCAAUAAUAUGAAAGGGCUGAUUCCCGCUGAUGUCAUACAAGGAAA
Nelumbo nucifera (sacred lotus) is the source of this 1359-nucleotide messenger RNA. Its product is annotated as glutamine synthetase cytosolic isozyme 1-like. Gene Ontology annotation, molecular function: glutamine synthetase activity. Lineage: Eukaryota; Viridiplantae; Streptophyta; Magnoliopsida; Proteales; Nelumbonaceae. Gene Ontology annotation, cellular component: cytoplasm. The record is from RefSeq and is a predicted model, not a curated record.